Messenger RNA from Lentinula edodes (shiitake mushroom), 1116 nucleotides. RefSeq lists its product as uncharacterized. Lineage: Eukaryota; Fungi; Basidiomycota; Agaricomycetes; Agaricales; Omphalotaceae. The transcript is spliced from 5 exons. Bases 1 to 1116 code for a protein of 371 amino acids. Gene Ontology annotation, molecular function: protein binding. The record is from RefSeq and is a predicted model, not a curated record.
AUGACGAACGAAGAUAGUGGCAACUACAUCCUCGCAGCAGAUGUCGGUUCAGACGGACAAGUCAACCUCCGUGAAGCGUAUGCAACUGGCGGAAUGGGUCUUCAUGGGAUCAACGGAGGGAAUACUGGCCCAGAUGGACUUUUUGGGCAAGGUUCUGUAGCUGUGAGCAAUGUGACGAACAUGCUCGUUGCGGUCAACCCUGGAUCCGGAACAGUUUCCCUCUUCUCCAUCAACCCUUCUGACCCAAGCAAUUUGACACUCAUUGGUGACCCUGCGGGAAGUGGUGGUCAAUGGCCCACGUCGGUCACGUUCAACAAAGCUGGAGAUAUCGUUUGUGCUUUGAACGGAGGCGAAGUUAAUGGCGUCAGCUGUUUUUCCGUACACCAAACUUCCGGGUUAACACCUCUGGCCGACACCACCCGCUACCUCGGCAUCAACCAAACCACUCCUGCUGCUGGACCCACGAACACCGUCAGCCAGAUCCUCUUUUCCUCCGACUCUUCAAAGCUUCUCGUGGCUUACUCUGGUACAACACCCACUGCCCCAGGAUAUCUUGGGUACUAUGACAUCGGUGUUAAUGGAUCUCUCUCGAAGAACUUUUCAGCUAUUGCAUCUCCUUCUGGUGGUGUCUUACCGUUCUCCAUCACACCAGUUCCGGGCCAGGAAGCGUAUGUCGUCGCGGAUCCCGCGCUUGGUUUUGAAGUUUUCGAUCUCACUGGCGCGAAUCGUUCGUCGGCUGUGGCGAUCAGUGGGCAGGGUGCGACUUGCUGGUCGACGUAUAGUCCGAGUACUGGCAGUUAUAUGCUCAUUGAUGCUCAGGGAAGAAUUUUCGAGAUCGCGAUCGACCCUGCUACGCUGCAAUCAACUAUCAUUGGUAAUUAUACCCAGUUCCUCGGGGAUGGUCUUAUUGAUAGUGAUGUUAUGUCCGUCAACGGUACUGAUUACAUGUACACGCUCGCUGCCGGGAUAAACUCUCUCGAAGUCUUCGCGCUCCCUGCACCCGGUAGACUGCAGUCUGUUCAGCAAUUUAAUAUCAGUACUGCUGUGGAGUCCGUUGGUAUCACCGUCAGUGAGUGUAAUAUUAAGAAGCCUCCGGGUCCUAUGCGCCUUAUCUGA